AUGACCCUGCUCAAGCUGUCCCUCAUGGCCUUCAGCUUCGUCUUCUGGGCAGCGGGGCUGACCAUGCUCAUCAUCGGCCUCUGGGCCAAGGUGUCUCUGGGCAGUUACUUGGCGCUGUCGGCCAGUGACUACCCCAGCGCCCCCGCCAUCCUCUUGGCCACCGGCGUCGCUGUCAUCAUCUGGGGCUUCCUGGGAUGCUUCGGCGCCGCUACGGAGCACCGGGGACUCCUGCGCGCCUACAGCGCCUUCCUGGCCGCCGUGCUGGCGGCCGGGCUGGCGGCCGGGCUCUCGGCGCUCCUGUACCGCCAGACGCUGGCGCAGGGCUUCCAGGAGGGGCUGCGCCGGGCGCUGCUGGCCUACGGGGAGGACGACGGGGUGGCGGACGCCCUGGACGCGCUGCAGCGCGCCUUGUCCUGCUGCGGUGUGGAGAGCUACCGCGACUGGCUGGCCUCGCCCUGGGGGCUGGAGCAGAACGGCUCGGUGCCCCUGAGCUGCUGCCGGGCCCGCCGCGGCUGCCAGCGCAGCCCGCCCGACGCGCGCAGCCUGCACCGCGACGGCUGCUUCGGCACCGUGUCCGCCUUCGUCGGCAGCAACAUGUUUUAUGUUGCCAACGCUGCCCUGGGGCUGGCGCUGCUGCAGCUCGUCGGUAUUGUGCUGGCCUGCCUGCUGGCUGCCCGCGUCCCUGCCCACCUGCUGGGCAUCACCACCCCUCGCUGA
This is a messenger RNA of Onychostruthus taczanowskii (white-rumped snowfinch), 717 nucleotides long. RefSeq names its product tetraspanin-7-like. The record is from RefSeq and is a predicted model, not a curated record. The transcript has a single exon. Gene Ontology annotation, cellular component: membrane. NCBI's taxonomy places the organism in Eukaryota, Metazoa, Chordata, Aves, Passeriformes, Passeridae. The coding region runs from base 1 to 717 and encodes 238 amino acids.